AUGUCCGGUGUGCAGAGCACUGUCGUUCACCUUCAGCAUGAAAUCAAUGUGUCCCGCGUGGCAGAAGCCGCAGCUCAUGGGGCCGUUGGCAAGGCAUGUGCUGUCCUCGACAUGUUCGAGUUCGAGCGAGAUCUUUGGAGGUCCUCCAUCUGUCAGCGCAUAUCGUUUACGGCUCGGGGUGUCUUGAGCGGUGCAGUUUGGGAUCUCAGGCCCCUGAACUUACUGGUGGACGCCUUUACGUCCCAUGCCCGGCGAGGGCUCAUGAAGGCGCGAACGGAAGGUGUGUGGCACGCCAAAGGCGAGAUCAUCGUUUGCUUAGACAGCCACGUGGAGGCGACUCCUGGUUGGCUGGAGCCGCUGUUGUGGCGCAUAGCUGAGGAUCGAACUCGCUUGGUCGUGCCCAGCAUUGAUGGCAUCGAUACUGAGGACUUCAGCUACAGCGUCUUUGGGCUUGGCAUGGUCAGCUUCAACUGGCAGCUGAACCAAAAGCCCCGGGAGAGGCCAGAGGGAGAGGACUCCUUGGCUCCCUCCUCCGUCCUUUGCGGCGGUCUCUUCGCUGUGGACUGGGAUACGAUCCUGAACUGCGGAUCUACGGCGGAGAGGGUGCUCCCUGCAGCGACUUCCAGCCUCGCCACCCCCCUAAAGUGCUUCUUCCGGCUGACGAUCUCCGCCAUGUCGAAGCCUGUUGCCAUCGUUGCGAUCGUUGCAGAGAACCGCAUGAUCGGUAACGUGGAUGACUCACCGCUUCCUUUCAAUGUCUCGACGCUCAUGGAGUGGAUCUUUCACGUCGCGGGGGGCAACGACGGGAGCCCAACUCCGCUCAAGCACAGCUUUGUGUUUGGCCGCCGCGUCUACGAGGAGUUCAUGGGCUACGGCAUCAUGCCUGUUGGCGGAGGUGUGAAUGUGGUAAUCAGCAGCAAGUUGGCUGACAAGGAUGGCAAACCAAAGCCCCUGCCAGCCACCACAGCAGCCGAUGCCCCAACGGAUCCGCGCAUCAUGGCCGUCGGCUCUGUGGAGGAUGCACUGCAGUUGGGCACUGCCCCCGAGGCAGAGCCCAGGCCAGGUGAGGUGUGCAUCGUCCUUGGUGGCGAGCGCAUUUACCGGGAUACCAUGCCCCGAGCCUCCCUCAUGCGCCUCAGCCAUCUCCGUCGCGACUUCGAAGGGGGCAUCCUCUUCCCGGAGUUCUCGCUCAAGGACUGGAAACCGGUUGUGACGGGCGAGACCAAGACCGAGAAGAACGAAGUGGACGGGGAACCCCUGGACUACCAAAUCAUCGACUACAUGCGUGUGGACGAUGUAGCGGGCAGUGCUGCUCUCUUGGAGUCAGUACUGGCCGUGAAUGAGGCUUUUCAGAAGCGUUCGCCGGAAGCCCCGGAGAAGAAGGAGUUGGGCGAUGAGGCAGUGGAGGUGGACGUGAUCGCAGUCGGGGCGUCUCUUGGCGCGUGCGCCCGGGCCGGCGCGUGGCCGCAAAGCCAUCGUCUUCUGCAGGAGCUCUCUAUGAGCCACCUGUCCCCGGACGUCGUUGCCUACAAUGCCGCCGUCUCCUCCUGCGAGAAGGGGGCGGCCUGGCAACAGUCUGUGUGCGUUCAGCAGGUGAUGGCAAGGUCGAAGCAGAGCGCGGACCUCAUCACAAACAAUGCGGCCAUCAGCGCCUAUGAGAAGGGCAGCGAGUGGCAGAAGGCUCUGGAGGUGCCGGGGCAGCUGAGCGACCAGCGUUUGGCACCAGAUUCCAUCACCUUCAGCAGCAGCAUCAGUGCCUGCGAGAAGGGUUCAUCCUGGCAGCAGGCACAGCGGCUCGUGCACGAGAUGCACGAGAUCUCCGAGACUCACAGUGUGGUGGCCUACAAUGCCUCCGUCAGUGCCUGUGAGAAGGCAGGAGAGUGGCAACAAGCCUUCGCCCUGCACUUCCAGAUGAAGGAACAGAGUCUACAGGCGGAUGUGAUCUCCUUCAACGCAGCACUGAGCAGCUGUGAGAAGGCCGGCGAGUGGAGCUGGGCACUGCAGCUGAUGCAGGGUCUCCUUCUGCACCGGCUUCCGUCCAAUGCAGUCACCCACGGGGCAGCCGUCAGGGCCUGCGCACGCUGUGCAAGGUGGGAGGUGGCAAUGCAUCUACUCCAGCUGCUGGGAGAGCGGCAGCUGCGGCCCACGACGAUCACCUGCAACGCGGCUAUCACUGCGUGCGAGAAGGGGCAUCAGUGGCAGCGGGCUCUGCACUUGCUUAGCGACUUCGGAGCCCAGCGAUUGACGGAGGAUGCGGUGACCUAUGGAGCGGUGAUCAGCGCCUGCGCCACAGGAUCAGAGUGGGAACUGGCUCUGUCUCUUCUUGGGGCCAUGCAGAAGAGCCGGAUCAGAGCCAGCAUCAUCACCAGCAAUGCAGCCAUCAGCGCCUGCGAAAAAGCUGGGUCCUGGCAGAGUGCGCUCUGGCUCCUGAAGGGGACGGAGGACUUGGGCCUGGAACCGACGGUGGUAACCUACAGUGCGGUCAUCAGCGCAUGCGAGAAAGCGGCGGAGUGGGAACAAGCCAUCGCUUUGCUGCGUCGCCUGCACAGAUGCCAGGUGGAAUCCACCGCCAUCCCCUACAACGCAGCCAUCAGCGCCUGUGAGAAGGGGGGAGCCUGGGCAGUGGCAGGCUGCCUCCUGAGGGAGAUUCGGCGUUUAGGCUUGCGGGCCACCGCCAUUACCUACAACGCGGCCAUGAGCGCAUACGGGAACGGCAGCGAGUGGCUCGAAGCGUUGCAGGUCUUCACCACCUCGCAGACCCAUGGCAUCUCUGCAGAUCCUAUUUCCGUGGGCGCCGGCAUCAGCGCUGCGGAACGGGGAAGCGACUGGCGGCUGGCCCGGCUGUUCCUUGAGGAGCUGCGGUCACUCCGCUACCAGGAGGAUCCCAUCGCUCGCGACACCGUCGUCAGUGCCUGCGAGAGGAUGGCUUCGCCCGCCUCCCUGGAGCUGCGUGGGCCGCUCGCAGAACGCCUGGGC
Messenger RNA from Symbiodinium natans, 2976 nucleotides. The record is from the annotation of a GenBank genome assembly. Lineage: Eukaryota; Dinophyceae; Suessiales; Symbiodiniaceae.